CUCUGCCGGCCUCUAUUUUUAUCCCUCUGACACACCUCCUGUGUCCACUUCUCUGUCUGUCUGUCUCUCCCCCUCCUGCUUCCCCUCAGGUCCCAGCUCCUGGUCCCAAUUAGUUGGUGGCGGCCAAGGCAAAGGCAGGGCCCCCACUCCUGGCUCCUCAUUACCGCUGGCGGCUCCUAAUGAGCCUGAGGGGAGGGGGGGCCGACCCGGUGCCCCCAGCCCCCUGGUCUGCGUCACUGCCCGCUGCGGGGGCUGGGGAGGCGAUAUAAGGGGGCUGCAGCCCGGCUGUCCGAGCCCACUGCGCGGUAGCGGGCCCUGCAAAGGCGCCCAGGAGGUGGGUGGGUGGCGGGGUCCGGGGUUCUGGGCCAGGACGUGGGCCUCACUGAGCUCUCUCGUCCCUGUCUCUCCACAGGUGAUGGAGACCCGCCAGGUGCCCAGGAGCCCCCGGGUGCGGCGGCUGCUGCUGCUGCUGUCGCCGCUGCUCCUCGUGCCCUGGGGCGACCGCACUGCCUCGGGAGUCGCCCUGCCCCCCGCCGGGGUCCUCAGCCUCCGCUCCCCCGGCCGGGCCUGGGCGGGACCGGCCACCCGGCCGGCGCGGCGGAGCCUGGCGCUGGCGGACGACGCGGCCUUCCGGGAGCGCGCGCGGCUGCUGGCCGCCCUCGAGCGCCGCCACUGGCUGAACUCGUACAUGCACAAGCUGCUGGUGCUGGACGCGCCCUGAGCGCCGCGCCCGCCCCGCUUAAAUAAAGAUCCUGCAGAGCGCUCGGGUCUGCGCCUCCUUCCUGCGCCCAGGGUGUGUGUGCGGGAUACGCGGGCGGGACUUGCGUCGCUACUCCGGCGUAUCUCGUCCCCUCAGUCCCCUCUCUCUUUUCUCGCCCCCCCCCCCCAAUCAUCUUUCCCUCCCUCCACUCCUAUUCUCUGUCUGCGUUUCUGCUCUGCCCUCCCUCCAGGCCCCAGCUCUGUC
Molecule: messenger RNA, 964 nt
Organism: Mirounga angustirostris (Northern elephant seal)
Lineage: Eukaryota; Metazoa; Chordata; Mammalia; Carnivora; Phocidae
Gene: PTH2
Product: parathyroid hormone 2
Exons: 2
Coding region: 416-721 (101 amino acids)
Biological process (GO): neuropeptide signaling pathway
Cellular component (GO): extracellular region
Source: RefSeq, a predicted model, not a curated record